Molecule: messenger RNA, 375 nt
Organism: Rhodotorula toruloides NP11
Lineage: Eukaryota; Fungi; Basidiomycota; Microbotryomycetes; Sporidiobolales; Sporidiobolaceae
Product: cysteine-rich PDZ-binding protein
Exons: 4
Coding region: 1-375 (124 amino acids)
Biological process (GO): cytoplasmic microtubule organization
Molecular function (GO): microtubule binding
Source: RefSeq, a predicted model, not a curated record
AUGGUCUGCGCCAAGUGCGAGAAGAAGAUCGCAAAGGAGCGCGUCGCCGCAACAGACGUCUGGUCAGCACCAGGCUCUUCCGGGCGCAAGAUUGGCGAGAACAAGCUGCUGUCAGCCAAGGCGCGGUACUCGCCAUAUGCCCCUGCGGCAUCCGGAUCUGGGUCGGGCGCUGGGGCGAAGGGCAAAGGAAAGGGAAAGGAGGUGGAUGUCGCGGGCGGGAAGGGAGGAGCGGUCGGACGAUGCGAGGUGUGCAAGACGGUUGUGGCGAGACCAGGUGCUAAGUACUGUCAAGGCUGCGCCUACAAGAAAGGCCUCUGUGCAUUGUGCGGCAAGCAGAUCCUCGACGUCUCGGGAUACAAGCAGAGCAUGCGAUGA